Molecule: messenger RNA, 402 nt
Organism: Puccinia triticina
Lineage: Eukaryota; Fungi; Basidiomycota; Pucciniomycetes; Pucciniales; Pucciniaceae
Exons: 3
Coding region: 1-402 (133 amino acids)
Source: RefSeq, a predicted model, not a curated record
AUGCGAUCCAUAAUCUCAAUGCCCUUGAAGGCAUUAUCACUGCUCCUCAUCCUGGUUUUCAUAUUUCCGCUGGUUUCGGGCCAUCCUAAGAAACCCUGCGCAAAGCCUGGUGACAAAAACCCCGGCGGCGAACGGGUGAUACCGAGAGGCGCUUGCAAGGAUCCCAAGUUCCCACGUAAUAUAUGUACUACUGUCAAAGCCGGGACCGAGGACAAUGAGGUACCGGACACAGGAAUAGCUAGUCCGCCUGGGGGAGGACAGAACCCCAAUGACUUUCCUUGUGGAAAUCUUGAAAUCAGAUUUCCAAUGUGCUGUACGGGUACAAUUCCAGUCAGAACAGGAACAACACCUACAGAUCCAAAAGAUACUAAAAAGGAUUGUAGAAAAGCCACUCCCCCUUAG